CGUUGACAUCUUUAGGAGGAAAAAAAUAAAUAAAAAAUUGGCGCACCGGGAAGUCAGUCAGCUUUCCGGUUCCUGUCAAGAGAUCCGCUCCGCAACACCACAUCAUAAUGCCAAAAUCAAAGGAAGUCCUGUCCUCCACAUCUGGAAGUGACUCCGACAGUGAAGUAGAGACUAAGGCAAAGAGAAAGAAGUCAAGUGCACCAGAGAAACCAGCCAAGAAGCCAAAGAGCGGAGAGAGUUCCAAGCCAAGUGGCUCAUCCAAGGGCAGCAGUAACAGUGAUGACAACAUGUUCCAGAUUGGAAAGAUGAGGUACGUCAGCGUCAGGGACUUCAAGGGUAAAGUCCUGAUUGACAUCAGAGAAUACUGGAUGAACCAAGAUGGGGAGAUGAAGCCAGGGAAAAAGGGUAUCUCCCUGAAUCCUGAACAAUGGAACCAGCUGAAGGACCAGAUUUCAGAAAUUGAUGACGCCAUUAAAAGAAUAUAAGCAUCCCUUUCAAUGUUAUCUGUUGAACUAAUUUAAAGUGUUGGCUAAUCAGUUUUGUAAAAAACCUGGGAUUGUUUUCUAAUGGACUUUGUUUAGUUUGUAGUUGUAUAGAUUUAGUGUCGUCUGCAUACUCUGGUUUUCUGUGUGAAACUUGUUUUUGAGUUAUUCAAGUAAAGAUGUGGGUGGAUGGGUAGGUGGUUGAUUAUUACACUUGGUGGGUAGAGUGGAUCAAUACAGUGAUGUUUUUGUAUUGAAUAAUAAAAAAAUGAGGCACUAGCUUGAUAUGUUGUUCAGUGUGUAAGUUCAUGUUCACAGUUUGAGUAUCAUGUAACUUUACAUUUUAAGAGUUAGGUUUAUCUGACCUUUUGUUGUAUGUAGCAACCAGUACCAUUAUCAGUGCACUUCAUCUCUGAGAGCUGGGUCCAAUCUGUCUGUUGUAUCUGCAGGUGAUUAGAGUCAUGGUGAUCCAUGGGUUAGGUUUUGAAAAUAAAUGAUACUAAUAAACAAA
Molecule: messenger RNA, 993 nt
Organism: Epinephelus lanceolatus (giant grouper)
Lineage: Eukaryota; Metazoa; Chordata; Actinopteri; Perciformes; Serranidae
Gene: sub1b
Product: SUB1 regulator of transcription b
Biological process (GO): positive regulation of transcription initiation by RNA polymerase II
Molecular function (GO): DNA binding; transcription coactivator activity
Source: RefSeq, a predicted model, not a curated record